AUGUCCGUUCUCGACCAAAUUAAACAGUACACUACCAUCGUUGCCGACUCUGGCGACUUUGAAACCAUCGCCCAAUACAAGCCUCAGGAUGCUACCACCAACCCUUCGUUGAUUUUGGCCGCUACCCAGAAGCCCCAGUACGCCAAGCUUAUUGAUGAUGCUAUUGCUUAUGCCAAGAGCAAGGCCUCUGGUGAAGAGCAGGUUGAAUUGGCUAUGGACAAGUUGUUGGUGAACUUUGGUCAGGAAAUCUUGAAGAUCGUCCCCGGUCGCGUUUCCACCGAAGUCGAUGCUCGUUUGUCUUUCAACAAGGAAGGCACCAUUGCAAAGGCUCUUCGUCUCAUUGAAUUGUACAAGGAAGUCGGUGUUGACAAGGAGCGUGUCUUGAUCAAGAUUGCUUCUACCUGGGAGGGUAUUCAAGCUGCCCAUGUUCUUGAGACUCAGCAUGGCAUUCACUGCAACCUCACUCUUCUUUUCGGUUUCCCUCAGGCUGUUGCUUGUGCCGAAGCUGGUGUCACUCUCAUUUCUCCCUUCGUUGGCCGUAUCCUCGAUUGGUACAAGAAGAGCACUGGUCAGACCUACGAAAGCCACGAAGAUCCCGGUGUUUUGUCCGUCUCCAAGAUCUACAACUACUACAAGACCUACGGUUACAACACCAUCGUCAUGGGUGCUUCCUUCCGUAACGUUGGUGAAAUCAAGGAAUUGGCUGGUUGCGAUUUCUUGACCAUCUCUCCUGCCCUGUUGGCUGAAAUGCAAAAGGAUGAAGCCAAGUUGGACCGCAAGUUGAGCCCUGAAGGUGCCAAGGAGGCCAACCUCGCCAAGGUUUCCUUCUUCAACGACGAAAAGGCUUUCCGUUGGGAAAUGAACCAGGAUGCUAUGGCUACCGAGAAGUUGUCCGAAGGUAUCCGCAACUUUGCCAAGGAUGGUCUCAAGCUUGAAAACACUUUGAAGGAGAAGCUUGCUUUGUAA
Molecule: messenger RNA, 966 nt
Organism: Radiomyces spectabilis
Lineage: Eukaryota; Fungi; Mucoromycota; Mucoromycetes; Mucorales; Radiomycetaceae
Product: transaldolase
Exons: 3
Coding region: 1-966 (321 amino acids)
Biological process (GO): pentose-phosphate shunt, non-oxidative branch; pentose-phosphate shunt; carbohydrate metabolic process
Cellular component (GO): cytoplasm; intracellular anatomical structure
Molecular function (GO): transaldolase activity
Source: RefSeq, a predicted model, not a curated record